UUUUUUUUUUUUUUUUUUUUUGGGAGGCAGAAAAAACACGUAGCCACCCGGGUAUGUUUGUAAACGGAGAGACACUGACUCUUGGCUGAAAGUAAAAUAACAUGUGAAUAGUUUUGGUGAUGAACGCUGAUCUGCAGUGGACUGGUCAACUUUGGAUGUUAGUGUAAUUUUUUUUAUCCAGCAGCUCUGUCCAAACAGAGCACAGAGGCACUGAGGGGGAUCGGAAUUUACCGGUGACAAGUCUGUGAGGGGGAAAAAAGAAAAAGAGGAUCCACUCGUUACAACUUUUUUUUUAAAACCCUGCUGUAUUUUAAUCACAGAGGAAAUUGUAAUCAAGAGUGAAAGCCUUGAGUCGAUGAAAAGGAUCCAGCCACAACUUUUACCCCCUUUGAGUUCUGCUUCAACUCUGAAGAACAGCACCAAUCAUGGCGAAAAAGUAUGAUUUCCUCUUCAAACUGUUACUCAUCGGGGACAGCGGAGUGGGCAAAACAUGUCUGAUCAUUCGCUUUGCUGAGGACAAUUUCAACUCCACUUACAUUUCAACCAUCGGCAUUGACUUUAAAGUUAAAACCAUUGAGGUGGAUGGAAAGAAAGUGAAACUACAAGUCUGGGACACAGCAGGGCAGGAGAGGUUCAAGACCAUUACGACAGCCUACUACAGAGGAGCCAUGGGCAUCAUCCUGGUGUACGACAUCACAGAUGAGAAGUCUUUCGAAAACAUUCAGAACUGGAUGAAGAGUAUCAAAGAAAACGCAUCAGCCGGGGUCAGUCAGAUGUUGCUAGGAAAUAAGUGCGACAUCGAAGCAAAGCGGAAAGUUACCAAGGAGACAGGAGAAAAGCUGGCAAAGGAUCAUGGCAUCAGGUUCUUUGAGACCAGUGCAAAGUCCAGCAUUAACGUUGAGGAGUCGUUUCUGGCUUUGGCACGUGACAUAUUACAGAAGUCCAACAAGAAACCGGGCCCCACAGGCAGAGAGGUGAAAAUCACCAGCACUACAGAGAAAAAAUCUUCCAAAUGUGUUCUCCUCUAGAUGUGACACCAGCCAGCACACCUUGAGUCGCCAUUAAAGUUAAAGAACACAUCAGUAUUACCGGGGAAAAAUACAGCAAGUUUUCUGUCUCCAUCUGGUGGGCUCAGAUAUCAAAUACAUACAGGUGCCAAAUGUAUGUUUUUAUACCUACACUAUCUGUAUUCCAAAUGUUUGUAGUGUGGUUCCCCAAAAAAUGUAUUUUGCCAGAAAAAUAAUUGAUCCUCCUUUGAUCUGAAAUUUGACUGAGGUCAUAGUUUAUCAUUCAUCAAGCAUUUUUUUCUGCCAUGAAAAUGUUGCAAAGUGGAGUGUUCGAUGUCUCUAAAACUAUGACACAGCAUUUCAUCAACUAGUCCCCUCCCUAUAGUUCAGCUACACAUUUUCUAUUUCCACCCUGCACACUAUUUCUCUGCCUUACAACCGCAUUAUCAACCGGAAACAGUGCUGUUCAGUGUUGUUUAAGAAUUAGAUCUGGGUAUUUUUAAUCUUUUUUUGGUCUGGGUAGAGUACAGUAGUGGUCUUUAAACAGUUCAGUGGUAGAAGAGGAGUUUGAUGGAAAGUGUUUUGGUUCACCUACAACACAGCAGACUUCUGGUUGUAGUCUUGAACCCGAAAUGUUUGUUUUGUUAGAUGGUUUAAAUACUGAGCAGAACUGGUUAACUGACUGUUUAAGAAGUCUCAAAACACCUUUUUUUUAGCAGUGCACCUUCACUUUUGUCAGUUUACUGUUUUAAAUCCAGUGAUUUACAGACAAGUAGACAUCUUAUUCCUGCAGUGUCAUAUGAGACACAUUUUUUCCCCACGUGUAGUUUCACAUAAAUAUCUUCCCCGGAUGAGAUGUUUAAAUAGUAUACAUUACCAUCAGAAUCUAUGCCAUUAAAUACGAAAGAUUCUGACUAUAUAUCACGAAAAGUUCCUGACCACAUCCCAUGACUAGCUGAAAACCUUCUCUUCACCCUAAUAAAUGCUGCAUGGAGUUCAAGCUCGAAACAAACACUGGUGGUAAACAAGCCUGGUUUUAAUAGAUGAAGGGAUUGAGAAUGUGGAUGAUAGGAACAGAGAUAAGUGCAAUAUGAGAAGAUGAGUGGAGAGAUGAAAGAAUGAUGGAUAAAGCAAGUGAAUGGACAGGAUGUGAGAGCCUGGGAAGCAGCAGCGGUUACACGUCCCGCAUUUUGAAUUGAUUUAGUGGGUCUUGCCUUUUAUCUGAAGUGCCUGGUAAUUCUCCCACUAAACACUGCCACACAUUAUCUAUGUCAAACAUGACAGUUUCCCUGUUGUAGCAAUUUCCAGAUCAUUCAAAAUUACUGUGAUCAUCUGCUCAUCCGCUCAUCUGCUCCUGACAGUCUUUUUUUUCUGCACAGACGUACUGUAUUUUCCACAUCUUGUCUUUCAAGUUUCUUUCACAUUCUCUGUAGACCUGCCACAAGACUUUGUAUGUAGUUUACAGACCUGAUGCUUGCUGAAUAAAAAUUGAAAACAGUAAAAAAAAAAAAUA
Molecule: messenger RNA, 2520 nt
Organism: Thunnus maccoyii (southern bluefin tuna)
Lineage: Eukaryota; Metazoa; Chordata; Actinopteri; Scombriformes; Scombridae
Gene: rab13
Product: RAB13, member RAS oncogene family
Exons: 8
Coding region: 426-1028 (200 amino acids)
Biological process (GO): cellular response to insulin stimulus; protein secretion; protein localization to plasma membrane
Cellular component (GO): endosome; trans-Golgi network transport vesicle; synaptic vesicle
Molecular function (GO): GTPase activity; GTP binding
Source: RefSeq, a predicted model, not a curated record